AUGCCACUGCAUAUACGAUUCACUGCAUAUGAGGUCCGAAAAACUCAUUGGCUAAGUUUUGAGAGGCUCGAGCCUGAACCUGUGACCUCCGAAUUGAAAGCCGUAAGCUCUUACCUGGCCAAAAGAUUCGGAAUAUACCAAAUAUGGGACGUAAAAACUGUGAAAGAUGGACAAAGAACGUUUUUAAAAAACUUAGAAAACAAAGGUGCCAUAAACAUUAUCCGGGAGAAUGAGGACAGUAUGGAGCUGAUGGUAGACGGAAACCGCAAGGUGCAGCUGGGCAAGCUUCUGCAGUCGAGGAGCAUCACAUACGUAGUGUCUUCAGACCGAUCACCGCCGCCAUAUUAUCCUGCGACUCCGAAAACGAACUCUCGACUCAGCAGCCCAAAGACAAGACCUAUAUCACCUUACAGCAGACUGUCAUAUGAUUCAAACAGUUUUAACAAACGUGUUCUGGACUGGAGAGAUUAUUACCCGCUGCAUUUCAUCAACGAUUUCAUGACAAGUUUGGAAAAGCAAUAUCCGUCGACAUGCACUGUUCUAUCAUUGGGUAAAACUGUGGAAGGAAGAGACAUAAAGGUGCUAAAAGUAUCAAACAGUGAUGCCGGCAACACAGGAGUAUGGAUGGAUGGGGCAAUACAUGCGCGUGAGUGGAUCAGCGCGUCCGUCGUCACCUACAUCGCCAACCAUGUCGCCAGGCAUUUCACUAAGAGCUCAAAACACAUCACCAAUAAGGACUGGUAUUUCGCCCCUGUUCUGAAUCCAGAUGGCUACGAAUACUCACAUUCAACUGAUCGCAUGUGGCGUAAAAAUCGAAGUCGCUUAGGAAACAAGAUCGUUGGAGUCGAUCUCAAUAGAAAUUUUGGAAAUACAUGGACUUUCCAAUCAUCAGCUUGUGAUCCAAGCCACCAAAAUUAUCCAGGUCAGCAGCCGUUUUCAGAACCAGAAUGUGCUGCUGUCAAGGACCUGAUACUGUAUUCUGGUAUACGCUUCAAGAUAUUCCUCACUUUCCACGCUUAUAGUGAGCUUAUAUCAUUUCCCUGGUGCUUCACAAAUGUACCUUGUCCCGACUAUGUGACCUUGCUUGAAGGAGCCACCGUCAUCACAAAGGCUAUGUAUGAUACCACCGGCCGCAUGUACAAAGUAGGAAACUUCAGAGAUCUUAUGUACCACGCUGAAGGCACGAGUAUUGAUUGGAGUUACGGAGUAGCAAACAUACCUUAUUCAUACCUAGUUGAAUUGAGGAGUAAAGAACACAAGUUUUUGCUACCCAAGGAUCAAAUACUCGACUGUUGUAAAGAAUCAUUAAGUGGUGUAUUAGCUUUAGUCGAAUUUGUCGACAAAAAGAAGCUCUGAAACGUUUUGUGGU
Molecule: messenger RNA, 1369 nt
Organism: Leguminivora glycinivorella
Lineage: Eukaryota; Metazoa; Arthropoda; Insecta; Lepidoptera; Tortricidae
Product: carboxypeptidase B-like
Exons: 9
Coding region: 1-1356 (451 amino acids)
Biological process (GO): proteolysis
Molecular function (GO): zinc ion binding; metallocarboxypeptidase activity
Source: RefSeq, a predicted model, not a curated record